Molecule: messenger RNA, 1879 nt
Organism: Paramacrobiotus metropolitanus
Lineage: Eukaryota; Metazoa; Tardigrada; Eutardigrada; Parachela; Macrobiotidae
Product: 6-phosphogluconate dehydrogenase, decarboxylating-like
Exons: 13
Coding region: 161-1618 (485 amino acids)
Biological process (GO): pentose-phosphate shunt; pentose-phosphate shunt, oxidative branch
Cellular component (GO): cytosol
Molecular function (GO): phosphogluconate dehydrogenase (decarboxylating) activity; NADP binding
Source: RefSeq, a predicted model, not a curated record
ACUAAUCCAGGCUGCAAAACCAGUUGCAGUACUUUCGCGAAGGCGCACCGGAUUAGCAUUUCCUACUUUCUUCGCAUUUCCAGCUCCUUCUUCGCCAUUUGCACUUUGAUUUGCGUUCCCCUUUUAUUUCUUUUUCUCCAGAACCAGCAUCCAGUCCAAAAUGGUGAUCGGUGAAGCAGUCGGGGAUAUCGGAGUGAUCGGCUUGGCCGUGAUGGGACAGAAUCUUAUCCUGAAUAUGAACGACCAUGGCUUCACGGUGGUGGCCUUCAACCGCACCGUCUCAAAAGUCGAUGAAUUCCUGCAGAAUGAAGCCAAAGGCACCAAGGUCAUCGGUGCGCAUUCCAUUGAAGAGCUGGCAGCCAAGUUGAAGAAGCCGCGCCGCAUCAUGCUGAUGGUCAAGGCUGGAUCAGCCGUGGAUGAUUUCAUCAACCUGUUGCUGCCGCAUUUGGAAAAGGGUGACAUUAUUAUCGAUGGUGGUAAUUCUGAAUAUCUGGACAGUCGUCGACGUACCAAGGAUUUGGAGAGCAAGGGAUUUCUGUUUGUGGGAUCCGGUGUUAGCGGUGGCGAAGAGGGAGCUCGUCAUGGACCGUCCCUGAUGCCUGGAGGCUCUGCUGCGGCGUGGCCAGCCAUUAAGGACAUCUUUCAGGGCAUUGCCGCCAAAGUAGGCAACGAACCAUGCUGCGACUGGGUGGGUGAGGAUGGCGCCGGUCAUUUCGUGAAGAUGGUGCACAACGGAAUCGAGUACGGAGACAUGCAACUAAUCGCUGAAGCCUAUCACAUCAUGCGCGAUGUCGUCGGCAUGACCAAUGACGAAAUGAGCGAGGCUUUGGCUAAGUGGAAUAAAGGAUUUUUGGAUUCUUUCUUGAUUGAGAUCACUAGCGAUAUUCUCAAGUACAAGGACGAGAAGGGCCAGCACCUCGUCGACAAGAUCCGCGACGCUGCUGGGCAGAAAGGAACUGGAAAGUGGACAACUAUGGCAGCUUUGGAAUACGGAAUCCCUGUGACCCUGAUCGGUGAAGCUGUUUUCGCUCGUUGUUUGUCUUCGCUGAAAGACGAGCGCGUCAAUGCCAGCAAGCAACUGAAACGUCCCUCCCCGAAAUUCACCGGUGACAGGCAGAAAUUUAUCGAACAAAUCAGCUAUGCCCUGUACGCGUCGAAGAUCAUCUCGUACGCCCAAGGCUUCAUGCUGUUCCGUGAGGCGGCUAAGCAGUUGAACUGGAAGCUGAACAACGGCGGAAUUGCUCUGAUGUGGCGUGGCGGCUGCAUUAUUCGCAGCGCCUUCUUGGGAGAUAUCAAAAAGGCCUUCGACAAAAACCCCGAUCUGUCUAAUUUGCUGCUGGAUGAUUUCUUCAAGAAGGCAAUCAGCGACGCACAGGAUGGAUGGCGCCAGGUGGUGUCGACCGCCGUCCUAAACGGUAUUCCCGUCCCGGCCAUGUCGUCGGCCCUGUCCUUCUACGAUGGCUUCGCCUCGGCCACGCUGCCGGCCAAUCUCAUCCAGGCCCAGCGCGACUAUUUCGGCGCCCACACCUACGAACUCAUGGAUGCACCUGGCAAGUUUGUCCAUACCAACUGGACUGGCCGCGGUGGCACUACGUCCUCCUCCACCUACUCGGCUUAAAUCCGCGCGCACACACCCUCAAGGCGGGUCAUUCCUUUCGCAGCUGCAUGACGAUUAAUUUGUUUAUUUUGCGGGUUGGGUUUGCUUCGAUGUCAGCUUUGCUUCAUUUAGGUGCUUUCUUUACUGUCUAGAUUAUUUUAACUGGUAUUAGAGUCGCUGAUGUCAUUAGUCCGGUUUUGAUUACGGUGAUUUGAAGAAUUUUACAUGUUGGAAGUGGUGGUGGGUUGCCAUUUUAAAUCGCAAUAAAGGAAGCUUGUAGGA